AUGCUGGUUUUUCGGACUGUUCCUCAGAAGUCGGCAGUGUUCACACCAGAAGUGGUGUCGGGGGGUAGGUAUUGUGGCAGGAGGAGGCUGGGCAGGCAGGGGUGGGGUCUCCUGCCUCCUCCUCCCCCUCAGAGAAGGCUUCCUUUACUCUUAUGUUUUGGGUUUUGUAAAGGAUAUCAUCUGGGUGUGUUUGUUUUAUUUUGCAUUUUGCUUAAAAACAUAAAGUUGAAAAGCCACUGCAUUAAACUAGUUCCUUCCGCUGGUAAGAAAAGUGAGGCUCAAGCCUUCUUGGAAGCUGCCUUCUGCUCCAACAGCACUGAAGCCCUCAUCGGGUCGGAGCCCAGCAGCGGCCCUGGGCUCGCAGUAAAGGCUGAUGUGACCGUGAGGCCAGCCCAGGGUGGGGGCCCAGCCCAGGGUGGGGGCCCAGCCGUCCGAGUGGGCAUCCAGAGGACUCUGGUCGACCACCCGGGGUGCCCGCCAGCACGGUGCUCCACCACGGGUGGUGCUGGGCUCAGUGCAAGGCCCCAGGCAGCGCCAGACAAGCCACCCAGCCAGGGAGCACUGCAGCUGCAAGCCAGUCAUCCCAGAGGAGAGGAAAUCCCUCUUUCCCAGAGGUGCGGGCCAAAGCCCCUUGCGGUGUCUGAUUGGCCAGGCUGA
This is a messenger RNA of Rangifer tarandus platyrhynchus (Svalbard reindeer), 657 nucleotides long. NCBI's taxonomy places the organism in Eukaryota, Metazoa, Chordata, Mammalia, Artiodactyla, Cervidae. The record is from the annotation of a GenBank genome assembly.